CCGUGCAUAAAUAGUGACGGCCGGCGCCGGCCGGGCCGGAGCCGCCGGUGACCAUUAGCCGGUCUGGCGGCGCCGCUGCAGGCCAUCCGCCGCCCUCCCCGUCCGUUCCGUGCCGCCAGGCGCAUGGCAGCGUGUUGUGCCGGUCGCACGCCGCGCUAGAGUAGCGGUCGUCCUCCGGCAAGCGCGGCCCUCAGGCUGCUUCCCCCAGCGCCGCGCUCGUCACCGCCACUUCAGCCGCCCCGCCAACAUGGCUUCUCUCCGGCUGUACGCGGCGGCGUUGCUCCUGGCCACCUGCUACCAGCACGUGCUAGCCCGCGACCUGCUGCGACCGCCGCCGCACAAGCGACAGGCCUAUUUCUGCGGCAGUGCACUGAUCGAGGCCAUGCAGCUGGUGUGUGGCAGCGCCGGCAUCGGCGGCGCCAGCGGCAAGCGCACGACGGCAGAUGCCCUCAUUGGCUACCGCCGGGACCGUCUGCCGAACGAGCUGACCGAGGUGCCGGCCCGGGCGCGGCCGUACGCGCAGUACAGCCGGCAGCGGCUGCUGGAGACGCUGGACCCACUCAGCGACCCGGAGCGUCGCGCCGCCGGUCAGCCCGAGCACCUGCGCGUCAAACGCCAGGGCAUCGUGGACGAGUGCUGCUACCACCCCUGCACCAUCAACACCCUGAAGAGCUAUUGCGAGCUGGCGUAAUGGGCGGGCGACGCGCGACGGGCGUGUGAUAACCAUGUGUUCAGGCGGCCUGACGGGCACGGCGGUGGCGCGUCCGGCGUAGCGCAUGUUCUGCACCGGUCGCUCGGGGCAGCCCCGUACGGCAGCCAGCGGCGGCGGCGGCGGCGGCCCCCGGCUGGGUGUACUGUCCCCCGCCGGGCCACCCCUCACCUCUCACCCCAGACGUACCCCACCGCUCACCUCAUCUCACCUCACAGCCGCCCACAAGCCGAUCCCGCGAAACGGCGCGCUGAUGCAUGGGCCUUAUCUCGGCAUAUCGGCGCGCCGAGCAGACUUCUGACGAGUCCUCUCACUGAUCUCACCGUCGACACACCCACACGCUGAUCUCACGCCGACACACCCACAGGCUGAGCUUAUCCCUGUAGCGUUCCAGCGCACACCGCCCUGAGCUCAGCCCAGCUGACGUCAUUCGCUGGCCCCUUCCACCCGGCUCCCGUGACGACACUGUGCUCGCGCCGCGUGGUGCGCUACUGCGCUACUCCGUGCGAAUAGCGCGCGGAGUAGCGCUACUGCAGUGCGCCACUCCGCACGGUAGGUCCUGGUCCCGUUGCGGCGCCGCUACAGACCGCCGUUACGAGAUAGUGAUCCCACUACGCCUCUCUUCAAGCCGCCAAAUAAGCGAUUAGUUCCGACAGGCCGGCCCGUACUCGGAACUCGGACGCUAUGUGGCACCGUUCGCGGAAGGCGUGGCGUCGCAGCCCGGCUGCGGGACUGGCCGAGGCUCUGUGGCGACUGUGUACUACGCUGCCCCCCCCCCCCCCCCUUCUGAGGCCAGAGGAGCAGCGGCCCAGUUAGUUGAAUCAUAAUAUUUGCUUCAUAUCUUGAUUAAUAGGGCUCACGGUUAUGCGCACAGCCCGAAUCUAGAUUCGGUGCACGGUCGUCACCACGGUGCGAACUACCGUGCUCCGUGCCGAGGUAGGCGUGGUCAGCGGCGGCGGAGACUCUGUCGCACUCAUCCUCUUCAUUUCCGCCUGGUCUUCCGCCGACGUCUGGGCAGGUCUGUGGGAAGAUCGUAAAAGGUGUCGAGAGCACGGCGCCCGUUCGAAUCGACGGCCCAGAACCGUCACCGUGACCAGCUCCGUCCCGUGGCACCCCCGCACCCCCACAGCGCCCCGCCGGCCGUCCCGCACACGUGACCCUGGCAUCGCCGCUCUCCAGUGCACGCUCGCCGGGGCCGCGCCAUCUCCGACUGUCUGUUGCCAGAAUGGUACGCGUGUAACGUGUACGCGUCGAGGCGAGACGGUGGCGCCGCUGGUGCCGUCGCGAGCAGAGACAUCUAGCGGUUCUCGCCUGAACUGAGCCCUCGUCGCGACCGCCGGCCAAGCUGUCUCUUCUAUAUUUGUUCCAUGUCUGUGAUCAGUUUGAAUGCGACUGUGCCGUAAGUUAAAUGCGUACGUUGUACAUUGCAUAUUUUCAGUGAAAAUACACGGCUGUAGAGGCCGGGUUAAGGUGAGGUGAGGUGAGACGCCAUGGGACCGGCCUCGUCGAGGUGCUCUCCGCCCGCCAGAGAGCGAGGCUUCUCAUCAUGAACAGACGGCUGGACGCCGAAGUGCUGUUUCAAACAUGAAUAGCCAUCUUCGGUCACGAAAUAUCGCAGCAACAGAUGUGCGUUCAACACAUGUGGGUGCAGUUGCGCAAAAUACAGACGGAGAAACGCUUC
Pollicipes pollicipes is the source of this 2390-nucleotide messenger RNA. Its product is annotated as insulin. The transcript is spliced from 3 exons. Bases 248 to 691 code for a protein of 147 amino acids. NCBI's taxonomy places the organism in Eukaryota, Metazoa, Arthropoda, Thecostraca, Pollicipedomorpha, Pollicipedidae. The record is from RefSeq and is a predicted model, not a curated record. Gene Ontology annotation, molecular function: hormone activity. Gene Ontology annotation, cellular component: extracellular region.